This is a messenger RNA of Drosophila mojavensis, 2829 nucleotides long. RefSeq names its product ionotropic receptor 21a (gene Ir68a). Lineage: Eukaryota; Metazoa; Arthropoda; Insecta; Diptera; Drosophilidae. The transcript has 7 exons. The record is from RefSeq and is a predicted model, not a curated record. Gene Ontology annotation, molecular function: ligand-gated monoatomic ion channel activity. Gene Ontology annotation, cellular component: membrane. Bases 604 to 2691 code for a protein of 695 amino acids.
GUAGAGGGAGAGAUAGGAGGAGGUAUGGAUAACCAGAUUGAAAAAGAGAGACAGAUAUAUAGGGACAUUGUUGGGUGAGAAUACAAGCAAUGGUAAAUAGCAAUUCGCACAUCAUGAAGAAAUUAAAAUGCCUAUGUAAAUAGAUUUGUGUAUUUCAAGAAAAAAUCUUAUGGAAAGCAUCUAUAUCUGGAAGACGAAGAUUUACUUCAAAUGUUUUUUCCUGCCUCUCUUCAUCAUGCUAAUUGCAUUCAGUUGUCUCUGAGCUUUUGCCCGCCCUGAAUGUCCAGAAAAUUCUCUAAAAUUCGUACAAAAUUGAAUUCAAAUUCCAAAAAUCAAUUACCCCAGCUUAGCAUUUAGUCCUUAAUUAGAUCACGUGGAAUUAAGUUAAAAUGUUACUAAAGCAGGUCAACUGCCUGGCCGCCUGACCGCCUGGCCGGCUGACCGACUGCGCCGUUGGCCGGACUGAGUGACAGCUGGGGUUCAGGCGAGCUUAAUUAGAUCUGCAUACCAAAUGUGGCAUGCAACACGGGCUUGCCCCGGAACAGGAGGCGCACGGGAACAGCGAAAGGAGUUCAGAAAGCCCAAAAGUGCUGAGCUGCGAACAUGCACUGCUUGGCACUGCUCUCCGCGUGUCUGUCCCUGGCCACGGCUGCCAACUGGAGGGAGAUGGCGAGUCCCAGUCCGAGUCCGUCCACUGUGGACAGCUACCAGGCCGAGCUGAAGCAGCUGCUGGAGCGGAUGCUGUGGCGGGCGCAGGUGCAGCGCUGCUUUGCCGUCAUCACGGACGACCUGCAUCUCGCCCUCUACGAUCGUAGGUACUUCGAGGCGGCGGGACGGAGUCCUCGACCCUUCUAUGUACUGCGAGUGAAUGCGAGCGAGAGCCUGAAUGAGCCACCCCGCCACUUGGAGCUCCUGCUGCAGUCCGUCAAGGCCAGCGACUGCGACCUGGUCGUGCUGACCCUGCUCAACGGCUGGCAGGCGAAGCAGCUGAUGAGGUUCCUCUACGUGAGUCGCGCCCUGGACAUGCAGAGCAAGUUCAUCCUGCUGCACGACGUGCGCCUCUUCGCCGAGGACAUGCUGCACGUGUGGAGCGUCUGCGUCAACGCCGUCUUCCUGCGCAGGCAGCAGGACAACAGCAGCUACAGCAUCUCAACCAUCGCCUUUCCCGGCAUCCUGAAUGGCGUUGUCGUGGUCAAGCAGCUGGCCACCUGGGAGGUGGGCAAGCGCAUUGAUUCAGCAAUCGUCUUCAAGGAUAAGACAAGGAAUUUACAAGGUGCUGAGCUCCCGGUGGCCAUAGCUGAGCACGUGCCGAUGGUGUAUUGGAAUAGGCCCACGAAUCGCUAUAAAGGCGUCGAGAUUGGCAUCGUGAAGGCCCUGGCCAAGGCGCUCAACUUUGAGCCGGUGUACUACGCCGUAAACGAGACUGAGGCGGGGGAAUGGGAGCAGUCAGCGCACUCGAACGAGACCCACUUGGAGAAGGGUCUAAUUGGAGAGCUGCAGGUGCGUCACCAGGCGCGCAUUGGCAUUGGGGAUCUGCACACGUUCCAGAGCUACGUGCAGCAUGUGGAGCUGAGCGCGCCACACAGCGUGGAGUGCCUGACAUUCCUCACACCCGAGUCGUCGGCAGACGAGUCCUGGCAGACCUUCAUACUGCCCUUCAGCGGCGGCAUGUGGGCAGGUGUGCUGCUCUCCCUAGUCGUCGUCGGCAGCAUCUUCUACCUGAUCAGCUACUUCAAUGCGCUGCUCACCUCCAGCAGCCAGGUGUCGUUCUUUCGCUGCCUGCGCCGCAAGCGAGUCGCCAAGCGGGAUCCCCUCUCCUGGCGGCGCUUGAGCUUUCGCAUCACUCUGGGUCGCGCUCGGCUCACGGAUGCUCCACAUCGCGACAUCUUCGACGACUACUCCAACUGCAUCCUGCUCACCUACAGCAUGCUGCUCUACGUGGCUCUGCCCCGCAUGCCCCGCAACUGGCCUCUGCGCGUGCUUACGGGCUGGUACUGGAUCUACUGCAUCCUCCUGGUGGCCACCUAUAGGGCGAGCUUCACAGCCAUCUUGGCUAACCCAGCAGCCAGCAUCACCAUAGACACGCUCAAGGACCUCAGUCGCGCUCGCAUCCCACCCACAACCGGAGCUGUGGAGAAUAAGCAGUUUUUCGUCGAGUCCAGCGACGAUGCGGCUCGCGAGGUGGGCGCACGCAUGGAAAUAGUAAAUAAUACGGAUGACUUGACCAAACGCAUCGCACGUGGUCAGUGCGCCUACUACGACAACGAGUACUACUUGAGGUAUCUGCGCACGUCGGGUGCUGCUAAGGGCGUGGCCACGGGCGCUUUGCACAUCAUGAGGGAGUGCGUUGUCCACAUGCCCGUUGUCCUCGCUCUCGAGAAGAACUCGGCGCUGAAGCCGCAUGUGAACAACAUAAUACAGCAUUUGUGUGAGGCAGGUCUCAUCUCUAAGUGGCUGCGAGACGCCAUCAUUCGUCUGCCCGCCGAGGAGCGAGCACCUCAGGAGGCGCUAAUGAAUCUGCAUAAGUUCUGGAGCUCCUUCGUGGCUCUGGGCAUCGGAUACCUGCUCUCCAUUGCCGUGCUGCUCGUGGAGCAGUGGCACUUCAGGCACGUCGUGAUGCAGCAUCCCAUAUACAACGCUCACAAUCCCAGUCUAUACUAUAACUUCAGGCGGCUCUAUCCAGAUGAAUAGCACAACGCAGUGCGGAAGAUUGAUGGCGACUUGUUUCGGAAUUUCUACAGCAUCCAAAUAUAUAUAAACGUAUAUAGAUACUCAUAUUUAUAUAUUUAGCAAUUAGAAACAUAUUGUUCUGUGCACUCAUAAAAAGAA